Molecule: messenger RNA, 8926 nt
Organism: Heterobilharzia americana
Lineage: Eukaryota; Metazoa; Platyhelminthes; Trematoda; Strigeidida; Schistosomatidae
Source: the annotation of a GenBank genome assembly
GUACUGUCAAUCUUAUUAUGGAAAAAGGCGUGAUAAGUUAUAUAUAUAGAAUCUGAAAUUCUUGCAAAUGCUGAAAUUAGGAAUCAUAAUAUCGUUAGCGAACAUUUACUACCUUUUGGUUCACAUUGUUUACUCUUGGCAUGGUUUGCUACUUCGCAGGAUCUCAUCUACUGCCUUAAUUAAAUGAGACCCUAACGUCACUGUAAAAAGUCUGCAUCCAGGUUUCUAUUCUCAGAUAGGAUGUGAGAAAACCCCUUGUCUCAGUUUGGUUACCUGAUUAUCCAUGCGUCUCGUUAAUCUGGGUAGUAUUGGGCCAAGACCAGUAAAUUGUUAUCCCAUGAAAAAAAUAGCAUUUGAGUUCACAUUUUACUUCUCCCUCCCCCCACACGUUAGACACAACGUUUUGAUCUUUUAGAUGUCUGCUGACCGUCACGUCCUAAUAAUUUUUUCCCAUAUAUUUAGUGUAGAUUACAGAGUUAAAACCCUAGUCCCAAGAGGUCUGUGAAUUGGAAGCAAUGAAAAACAUCCUUUGAUGUUAUAUCUCUGUAGAUACUAAUGUGAGCUGGAUGUCAGCACACCGUGUGCUGAACGUAGUUAAACAAUUUACAGAGGAGGAUGCUUUUUUAGUGCCUAAAAUUUUUUCAAGCGGUAAAACUGCAACAUUUAAUUGAUAACAGUUAUUGCCUCCGUUGUUAAGCAAUAGCAGUAAGUCAGAUUUUCGACUGUAUCAGAUAAUUUUCUAAUCUUUGCUAUCACUUAUUCCUUACAAGUGGUGAAAGACUACUUUCAGACUAUUUAUACUCACUAUUACGCAUUGAAUUUUUGUCGUAUUAAAUCAAGAGCAAACUUUUCGUUUGUACAUUCACAUCAGAUAAGCCUGCCUCACGAUUAACUGGGAACUAGUUACUAACUCACUGUUGUUCACUACUUUGACGACAAUUGGGCAACCACAGGUUUUUGUGCACUGGAGUUAUUUGUGGUGUAAGCUAUUUAUGCACAUCAUUGUCUUUCGAUCAACAAUUCAGACGUCUAUGCGUUCUGUUUGAAAUUGCUGCAGCUUUUUUGUGCACGAUGAAAUCAUAAACAAAAAUUGCCUGUCAACUCUUCCAACUUUUCAGGUGACUGGGUUUAGCAGGCACGUGAGGUAUGCCUCCAUCGUUUUCAUUUAACUUGAUGGGAAAGUAAUCAGAGCGACUCCUUUUGACUGACGCCUGUUGUCGAGUUUUGGGUACAGCGUUUUGAAAUUUAAUCAGUAGUUGGUUGGGAUUAACAUAAUAGUGGGUUAUAUAGUAGAAUUUUACGUUGGGAUAUUAUCUUUGCUGUUUAAGAAUACCUCUAAAACAUUUAAUUCACAUCACAUUGGGGACUUUUUUCCACUGUAUAGCUCGUGUUGUGACCUUUUGUGAAUCACAUUGUACAAGUUACAUCUAAAUCAUCACUUUUUUAUUUUUUAUUGCUGAACCGCGUAUCUUAAUUGUGAUGCUCAUCUUAGUGUGCUGUACUUGUAUGCUUUUUGUAAAUACUUUUUGUUAGCAUGCACGUUUUUAAAUCUUCAGUGAGGUUAGUGUUGGAUUUUAGGAAAUCAUCUGAGUAAGCGGUUCAUCUCUUUUUUGAUAUGUAGUGGUUUUAUGUUCCAAAAAUCUGCUAUAUGCUUUAAGUCAUCAAGCAUGGUAGCUUUGUAAGUUUUAAUGUGUUUGAUCAAGUCCGAUUGCAGAUUAUCGUGCCUACCCACUGGACAUUUUAUCAUUGUGACCAGUUCUUAGUCUAUCAACUCAUCUUUAUUCUUCAACAGUCCAUGUUGUCUUACUAUUCCUUGAUUCGUGACAGGUCACAUGUUGGGUUACCCAAGGGUUUUGUUACGUUGCUAGGUUACAUAUUUUUAAUCAUCGAUGUCUUCGUAGCAAUACUUGUGUGUAGAGGAGUCAAUGCGAGUAAUAUCGAAGUUAGACAUAAGAUACCAAGCAAAGAAGGCAAGCCAGUCAAUGCGGUUGUGACCCUACACCCUAGAAUACACAGAUGGAUUUCUGACUUGUGUCAUUUAGAUACUUCACUUAUGUUGUAAGUAGUAUGCAUCGAUAAAAGUCAGUCAAGCAAUUUUCGUUAGUGCUGAGAUUUCGUCACCCACCAAAAUACUGAAGCUGAAACAAAUCCUUAAGUAAAUAAUAGUCAACACAAAUGCUGGACGUUUUUUAAAUCCGGGCGUUGACGUAGACCGGUCUUAGGACAUUUAAAUUGGGAAAGACGUGUGAAAGACUACUUACAGAACGUCUAAUGAGAUAUAUUUUCUAAUUCAAAACUGCAUACAAAACAGUUUAGAAUGUCAUGUUUCAAAUAUCGGUGACGGGCUUUAGCUGAAAUUUAGUCUUAUCGAAGUGGUGCGCUUGAUCCGUUUUAGGUUAGGUCUUACAAUUUUCAGUCGUGCUCUACCAUGGCGAAUUUCGUUUCAUGGUUUUGUGUCGUGUUUUUAAAAUGAGGAUGUUGUUGAAGUUCUUAACUGUUUAUAUGAGUGUAUGACGAUCCACUAACGCUACGCGAUUUAUAAAGCUAAGUGCCCACGGGAAAGAAGUUCGAAAUUGGUUCUUAUGCUGGUACGAUCACACCUACUAAGAGUGCGAUUGAUACCUGUCGAAUUCAAGUAUGUGUAUAGGAUUCGAAUGUUAACCAUACUCAGUGGUUUUCUAUCAUUUCCUUCUCUUUGAAGUUAUGCCUUACUGGGAAAUUUGUCAAGGUUAGCACUGUACAGACAGAUGCUUUGACGGACAUAUAUAUCUGCCAUGCGGUGAGACCAGAUACAACAAGUGUCGGUUGGAUAAUCACUUAACUAUUCAGUAUAACUAAGAAAUCGGCAAAGUGCAUACAUCUCCAACUUUCCAUACCUUUAAACAGUGAAGGAAUGGAUCUUUGAGGAGGUACGAAAGAGAAAUCUUAGAUAUCCCCAAUAAAGUUAUGCGACGUACAAAUAACUUGAGAUCGACACCACUUUCAUCAACUGAAUACUGGCAGCCAGUGAAUAGCUACAUGCAACUACUAAUCACUAAGUUAUCUCUCUAUCAGUGACAGCAGACUUGAUAGCUCAAACUGAUAUACGACUUCUGCGGGGGCUGUAACAUAAGCAGCUCAUAGUGUAUCACUAGUUCGUGAAUUCAUGUACUAUAGAUGUAAAUCGUGUGUAUGCUUGUCAGACUGGAGAUGCAGACGUUUUCGGUUUCCAUCUACGAGGUAGAUGAAAUUAUUGAUCGAUAACUAUGUGAUUAGAGUUUAGGGUAAUUAAUGCAAUUUGUGUACAUCUAAAUUUCAAACGUGAUUAAUCUCUUUAGCAUGCAUUUCGCCUUUCCUGACUAUUACCACUGAUAACAUUUUUAGCUUUCUUCAUGUUCAUUUCAUAUCGUUGCAAUAGUCUCAAUAGUAAUGAUAAUGGAACAUACUGACCCAGUAUAUUUUCAUUCUUGUGUCAAGUCAGAAUCAGUCAUCAUAAUGGUACAGAUGUACACACUUCAUCAUCAGAAUUUUAAACAUUUUCAAUAACCGUCUACUUAUUGUUCCUCCUCUCAUGUACAUCUACCUAAAUAUCACUAAUUUUCUAAACACUUGUUUGCAUGCUGCUAUGAAGUGUGGGGACGUAGGCUGGUGCAAUGCUGCCCUAGGUCUUACGUUGAUUUGUCUGUUUCUUGCACGCUUAGUGAUUCCAUUUAGUUGCCUCUACGAAAGUUGAGGCAUAGUUUUUAUUAUCCCAUUAAGUAGUAGUUCACCUUCAAAUACAUAAACUUAGUGAUGGCCUUAUAAUGUUUGCGGAGUAUAACAAGCUCGAUUGGUACACCAUUGUACAAGCUGAUUCAUCCUUUAUGUUACUGUAAAUUCUUCUGACUUAUUAACUCAUUAAAUUAAGCAGUUUCAAUAGAUGUCUACUCUUCGUCUACUGACGUUUGUUAUACUAGGUUGAAUAACAACCCCCACAAAAUAGAUCUGGUUUAGUGGUUUUGUACGCGAAUCUGCACAUGGUUUCUGAGUUACAUGAUUGAUUGUCUACCAUGUUUUAGUAAAUUAAGUUUACUGGCUAGAGUGCUAAAUUAUAUUUUUCGAGCUAUUUUUGUGGAAAUUUCUCUGGUAAAAUCUAUCACUUCCCUAAUCAUCCGGAUAUAUGGUGUCGUGUCUGAAGUUCGUUAUUUCUGAGGUACCAGUGCGAUAUGUGAAUUAUUGAUGGACUCACUAGUCACGUUGCAACAUUGUUUACUCCACAUUGGCAUAUACAACUUGAAUGAAUAUACAACCAAUUGUAUCACAGUGCCAAAAGUACCAGUAAAUUCAUAAAAUUGAAGCCCAUGCAACUACAUUGACUAAAUUAUCACGUUAUUUUUGUAUGGUGAUUACUUAGUAUCAACUGGCACUUUCGCACUCAUAUAACACUUUUAGGUGGAUCUGCUAAGAAAAUUCUUCACGUGUAACGGGUUUUUUGCUAUUUGGUCGAUGACUGACUGAAUUAGAGCCUAGUUUUCAAGUGUUAAGGAAACAGUCCUUUGCGCUAGUGCGUAAGACGAUCUGUUUCUUUUGCAGUAAUCACGAGAGAGAUUUUCUUAGAAUCGGACAGUCAGUAACCAAGACUCCUGCUUGCUCGAGGUCGUUGCGAGUGCUCUUAGCUUGGGUUUAAAGUACUUUACUUUAUCUUAGAGUUAUUUGAUAUGAGAUUUCGCUCAGUCGAUUCGAAAGGGAUUGCAGAGACCCACUUUUGUUUACUGGUAAGUGGUUGUAAGUUGACAACUGGUUUUGCCAACGUUUCUGCAGCAAACACAUGAAUGUGAGGAUCGUUAUAGUGCUACGGUAAAUGCAUGGCUAUUUCUUCUCGAAUGUUUUUACUUCCUAAACAGACCCGGAUAAAAUUUCAAGUUGUUUCUUUUAACAAAUUUUUGUGAUCAUAAUCAAAGUAGAUAGUCUCUAUAUAGCUAAAAUAUUUGAUCAAAUUUACCCAACGGUAGCUGACAAUACGUUUUAUGUGUUCAUCGUCUGAUCCGUUUUCGCGGUCUCUGUUUCAUAUCUUCCUUUCCCUUCCGUUUAUGUUCUUAAUAAGUAACAUGUGACGCGACGCAAAAUUGUAGAACAUGAUCGUGGAUACUAAUUCAACAGUUUUGUGUUCCAAAAAUACACCAAAGUACCUAUAUACUCGGAACAAUCUACCUCCAUGUCAAUGUAGGUCAUUUAAUAUGAUUGACUCUAAACGUUUGGGAUCUUAAAGUUAAACUGACUAUUUCCCGUAAAACUCAUCCUAACCACAGUAACCGAGUAAGAAGGUAAAGACUAAGAAUUAGUUGGCAAUAUGGAUCGCUAUAAGUCUCCAAAGAACCAGUCAGCCAAACAGUAUAAACAUAAGAAUUAGCCGAGAUCCGGUCAGGAAGUUGAGUGCUUAAGCCAAUGAGUAGUUGAAUUACCACUUCUGUCCUAUUAUUAAAUUCUAUCCUUACUUCAUACAAGUAGUAAAAGAUAGGGAAAAACUGUCAAUGUAAGGCAUACAAGUCGAAGUUUCAUUUACCAGAACAAGUUCUUUGUAUUUGUUGCUUAUUAAUAGUGCGCAGAGUUAAAAGCAUCGUUAGUAAUCAAGAGGGUUAAGUAUUAUUCUUGGAAUAAUCAAUUAUACUCCUGUUCUUAUUCCAUUUUGAUUGAUACUAUUCAACACCAUCUAGUUUUUAUCAAUGGUGAUUCUCUAGUUCAGUUGUGUCACUUAGCUUACAACUCAUUCGUUAAUGAACAGGCAAAAUUGUUUUCCUUCAGUUGAAAUGUAACACAUUUUAUUGGCUUUCUAUUCAUAACUCAAUUGUGUUUGUGAUUCAUGUAGUUGUCGUCUCUUAAAUAUCUAAUUAACCUUUUUGUGAUGUCAGGAAUGUUAUCUGUUGUGUUUGCUCAUUGUUCUAGCUGGUCGUUCAACUUUUUACUUGUGUUUAGAUCUAUAGCUAGCAUGUUGUAAUUUUGUAUCGAUCCUUGAGUAUUGUAGUGUUGUGCAAAAUUUACAUCAUAAUUGUUUUCUUAUAGCUAACAAUAAGAGAAUGUUUAGUCCUGCUCGUCCUGUCUUGCUAUAUAACUUGCUUAUUUCGAUAAACUUCAGGUAAUUUUUCGUUCAGUCGAAGGCAAUUGUUUUGUUAUGUCACUGCCUUAUUUUACAUUGUUAUUUUUAAUUUUUUCUUUCUCAUGUAUUUUGUCUGGGGGUGCUCUUUUUUUAUUGCUUUCUUGCGCUUAUUUCAGUUCGGCGGACUGAGGCACAUUCGAGUCGAUUCAUCCUACGCCUCUACUGGUUAAUGAUCCAUCAAGAAUCUAGCCAAGCAAACAAUGGAAUCAUUUCCAACAGUACAAAAGCUAAAGAAGAAAGUCCCCCAGAUCGUAUUGUGGCUUCUUAUGCUGCUGCAGCACAUGCAGCUGCACUAGCCUGUCAUCAGCCGAUUUCCAGAGCUGCUGAAGCCUAUCUAGCUACAACCUCCGGCAACCGAUCACGUCAUUCAAAGAGAUCUCGAACUGUGAACCAUUUAACAAGCACAACAACUCCAAGUAUAAUACCUAGCUCUGUGAUGGAGGCCAGGCAAAAUUUCAGUUGUGUUUCAUCAUUAUCUAGUCUGACGUCAAUACCAUCUCUUGCUACAUCAGAAAGUAAUUCAGUAGAGUCGCAUAAAGGUUGGACCCGUGUAAUCGAUAGGAAAGCAUACAAUGUAGUGUAUAUAUCAUCUGAUGGUGUCCAUUUGCAUAAUGUUGAUGAAGUCUAUACCUAUUUAUCUACAAAAAAUCCACAAUGCUUGAAUAAUCCAUGUAUGAGAGACUUGAUCACAGCUCAUUUCAUCUUUGCACCCAUAACCCAGGCUUCUUCACUUGAGAAUACAGUGAAUUUUGUGCACAGUUUGAAAGCGUCCACUGUAAAGAAUGAAACGACACAAGAUAACACUGAUCAAUCUCAAAGUAAACCAUCUACUUCAAGUAGUGUGAAUAACUCUGUUGUUUCACAAGCAACAAUUACAUCACCAGAGAAAAUCUCCCCAUGUCGUAUAAAAUUCAACCGUGAUCAUUCAUCGAAUUGUGAGCUUUUGUCAUCGAAACGAUCAAAGUUGUCAAAUGAUUCAUUUAGCUCAAAUGUUGAACCUAAAGAAUCGUCUACGUUAACUGACCGGUUAAGUGAUAGUCUUACUACUACUGCAGGCUCUGCAUGUUCAACACAAUCUUGUAUUUCUUCCACAAACCUUGAAUUCUUUGGAAAGGAUGACAAUUCAAAUGUUGAUACACUACACUCUUCAGAGACAGAUGGAAUGUUUAAAAGGCCGACUGAUGUUGAAGAUCAUCAAUCCAUUGUGAGAGAGAACUCGGGUAAUCACGAUUCUGAGGAUACUCAAUAUGAAAAUUCUUCCGUAAUGUCUACCACCACCACAGUUCCGAUUAAUAUAUCUGAUCAAACUAGUCAAAAUGCAUUUCAGAAUGACAGUGAUAAUAUGGUUGCUAAACUUACCACUGAAACAUUGACAACUGGAGCCUUACGUACAUCACUGUCAUCGCUUACUACCGAGGUUGUCCCAUCGGUUUUGUCUCCAACAAAGCAAGUCGGUCAAAAUGGUAUAGAGUUGAACUUGUCAAAUUUGACUAAUUCGCUUUUAAAUCCAUCGCAAGCGAAUCUUACUACUGCGUCAUCGAAUGUGUUGCAACAACAUCUUGGGAAUCCUUUGCUUGUUGAACAAUUGUUGGCCAUUACGCGGAUGGGACAUAUUCAGCACCAGCAGGAGCAACAGCGACACGCUAAUCAUCAAGUGACCUCGGCAUUGGGUGGUGGAACACUGACGACACAAAAUAAUUUAGAAAACUGUCCAGCUAGUAUCCUAACUCACCAAACUUUAUCAAACCCUAUUUUGUCAUCUUUAGCAGCUCCAUGGAUUUCAAGCCUUAAUUCUUCAACACCAAUUACAUCUCUGUCAGGGUUGACAGUGAAUCCAACUGUUAAUAACAUGGAUGUUACAGCUGUUCUUCAACACCACCAACAACAGCAACAUCUCCUCACCCUUGCAGCCAUACAGCAACAACAGCAGCAACAACAAGCUCAAUUCUUAGCCUUGAUCCAAGCUGCCGCCUUACUGCAACAGCAGCAGCAAAGAAGUGUUGCCAACGGCAUGGCAUCAGCUGCUGCCGCAGCUCUGGCCUUACGUCAGCAGCAACAACAACAACAGUUGACAGUAGCCUCUGUUCAAGCUCAAAAUUAUCUAGCCGCUCUACAACAGCAGUUUACCAAUCCGCAUACCUAAUUAUGUUCGUUCUUGCUGUGGCUCAAUGUAACUGCUACAUCUUUGUUGUUUACACAUUGUAUGAUAAUAUCACUAUGAUAGUAACCUUUAGAGUUAUUAUUAUUAGGCAACUAGUUUACAUCUUGAUAUUGUUUCUGCCUUCCAUUUUUUCAGCAUAAGAUAAAAGAAUUGAAAAUAGCUCAACACAUAUCCAUUUAUAAUGAAUGUCUUUCGCUCAGUUGAUUUUAAUCCUGCUAUGAUUUCACUUCUUUUCGUAUUUUGCCAUCCCUAGUCUUAAAUAGCGCCUCAAAGAGUAUCUUUAUACAUGUACUUGUGUGUGUGUGUGUAUGUGCGUAUGUAUGUAUGUUUGUACAUAUAUUUAUGCUCCUACUGACAUAUGCUUAUUCCAUGUUUUUUCCUAUUCACAUAAUAAGAUACACAUCGUAUGUGUAAAUUGUCAUCUGAGUGUGCUGGUAUUUGGAUUCUGUCCUUCUUCAUGUAUCUAUACCCAAUGAAGGUUUCUUGUUCUUCUCUCUCCACCUUUUUAGGGUUUUGUUUUGUCGACUUGUAUGUUUUUAUUUUCCAUCUUUAUCUUUGUAAUAUUCUGUAUAUUGUUUUUUUUGUUUUUAUCCCAUGGUUUAUGGAUUUCUUGUGUUAUUUAUAAGUCAAGUACACCUAUUUAUUAUGAUUCA